AGGGAUUAAUUGCUCAAGCCAGCAUAUUGUAUUUCAGUUAUCUCUAGUCUUGAUUGCUAGCACACGUUCACAGCUUCACUCUAUAAUUCUUUGUUCUUUUCAACGUUUAUAUAUCAAGCUCAUAUUGUUUUUUCCACUGUUACGAUGCCGCGAGAAAAGAAAUGUCCAGGCUGCAAGAAGCCAGUAAAUGAUCAUGAUUUUGGCGUGCCAGGGAAACAUUGUGACGGUCCUGGGGGCGUUCCCGAAAUUCGGGGCAAUUCUCCUACACGGAACGACGAACUGUUGAAUUCGCUCGCCGCCGCUGUUCAAACUCUCACGGCCGAGGUUCACAGUUUGAAGGCCGAUCAUGCUAGCAGUCGUCAGUCCCAUUACUUGCCGCCCUCCGACGUUGCUUCGUCGUCGCGAUCUUCUAAAGAUGUAUCGCCGCGCCGUGCGACGACGGUUACUUUGCCCGAGCUUAGAGCCAUGGAUGACUUGGCCGACGCGGCGGAUCGACGUGUGGCUCAUGUUCUGCCCAUUGCAUCCAGUGAGUCCGAUGAGGAAGCUGAUAUGGGUGCGCUGGCUUCCUCUCCGUUACGGAAGCCAAAUAAAGCUGAAUUCGUGGCGGGGUAUGCACAGAUUCUACAAUUACGAGAGAUCAGUUCGUUCGAGCGCGCCGAACGACACAAACAUUUGGUAACGCUGAUGUACCACGCACAGCUAUACGAAUGGGAGGCGGUGCUUGCCUUCCAUGGAGCGGUUUUGCUUGAAAUCGAACGUGGCUUAUUGAAGUGGGGUGAUUCCUUUUUCCCACCUCGAAAGCAGAACUCUCCAUGGUCAGCUACUUUCACCGCCGAAAAAGCAGUCUUACAGUUCAGGGCCGACAUUGUUUUGUAGAGAUUAUCAACGCGAGAAGUGCAUUCAUACCAAGGAUCAUUAUGGUUACGUCCGAGGCGAACGUAAAUGGGUAAAACAUAUUUGUGCGGCUUGUUGGGUACAAUCGAGAAAACAGGAAUCGCAUAGAGAGGAUUCAUCUGAUUGUCCGCUUUCAGGGGAAUCAAAAAACUGAUAAACUUCGCCCUUGGUCAAGACAUUGGGGGCGUUCCUUCCGUUACUGUUGCUUCAUUUCCGGAUAUGUCGUUUUGUGCUUUGAAUGCUGAUGCUUGCUCCCAGCCGCGAAAGGCUGCAGUUCCUGACUGUCGUGGCUUUUCCACGGGCGCUGAUUAUAUUCAUGAUGUGUGUUUUCCUCAGCCGGUGGAGGCUGGUGUUCUAGACUGUCGUGGUUUUUCCACGGCCUUUCCUCGUGACUCUCAGCAGGCGAAUGAUUUUUAUUUGUACGCACAUGAGUUAGUUUUUCGUUCUGGUCGCCCGAACUUUGUGGUUUCUCGCCUGCCCGUUCCAAGUUCCCUAAAGAUCGAUACUUGGAGGACUUUGUUGUAUGAUUAUGACGACCAAAUGAUUUGUGAUCUCCUGGAGUUUGGUUGGCCGGUGGGUUUCACUGGCGAUACUGUUCCUAUUUUUGAUGCUCGCACUCACCGGGGUGCGCUCAAUUUUGCGACUCAAGUUUCAGAGCAUUUACAACGUGAAGUCUCGCUUGGUCGUGUCGCUGGGCCGUUUACGGAUCCUCCCUUCGGGGGUGGAUUUGUUACUUCACCGUUGAACACGGUUCCCAAGCGAGAUUCUGAAGAACGUAGGGUAAUUGUGGACUUGAGCUGGCCUAAGGGCGGUUCAGUAAAUGAUGGUAUUCCGUGUGAUAGUUUUCUGGGAGAUCCGUUCGUGACUUGUUAUCCCACUAUAGAUGACAUUGUGGAAGCGAUCGUGCAGUUUGGCCCGGGUUGUUUUCUCUAUAAGAGGGAUCUGCGGCAGGCGUAUAGGCAGUUUCUUGUGGAUCCCGUCGAUUACCGUUUACUUGGGUAUAUUUGGAAUGGACAUUAUUACUUUGACACUGUUUUACCUAUGGGGUUACGCUCUGCUGCUCAGGCAUGUCAGCGCGCCACCUCAGCGGUAGCUUGGAUUCAUCGACAGCAAGGAAAAGUUUUAUUUAAUUAUUUGGAUGAUUUCAUUGGGGUUUCUGAGGCUAGCUCUGCGACUUCCGAUUUUGAGCAGUUGGGGACUCUUCUCUCCUCUCUGGGACUGAUCGAAUCUGUUUCCAAAGCUUGUCCGCCUUCAUCGCUCAUGCUGUGUUUGGGAGUGAUGGUAGACACGAAUUCCUUUACGUUGUCAGUUAGUCCUGAGCGGCUAGCGGAGUUAGAGCUUCUCUUACAUGAUUGGAGGAACCGCAAAACUGCUCGCAAACGGGAGUUACAAUCCCUAGUUGGCAAACUUGUGUUUGUUUCAAAGUGUGUUCGUCAGAGUCGGGUGUUUAUCUCGCGCUUAUUAAGUCUGCUACGAACAGUUCAAUACAAUCAUCUUCACGUUAAUUUAACCGCGGAAUUUCGCAAGGAUAUUAUUUGGUGGUGUCAUUUCCUGCGGGAAUACAACGGAGUAUCUAUGAUUAAAACUACCUCUUGGAGUUCUCCGGGGGAAGUUUUUUCUACAGACGCUUGCCUGGUUGGUUGUGGAGGCGUUUGUGACAAUGAAUAUUUCCACGCUUCAUUUCCGGAUGUGAUUGUUGCUCAGUCCCUCGAUAUAAAUUGUUUGGAACUUCUCACUAUUGUGGUGGCGCUUAAGUUGUGGGGUCAACGGUGGACGGGACUCCGUUUAACCGUGCGCUGUGACAAUCAGGUUGCUGUCACGAUUCCUCGGCUUUGGCCUCUCUGCAAAAGGAUCUACGACAGACAUUACAAGCUGCUUAUAGCACAGGGACAUAUAGUAAUUUAAAGACUCAAUUUAAGGCCUUUUUUCUAUUUUGCUUAUAUUUUGACUUGACUCCAUUACCAGCAGACAUAGAUACGGUCUGUCUUUAUGUACAGUUUUUAAGUCGUUCGAUUGCACCACCUUCGAUUCGUAAUUAUUUAAGUGGGGUCAAGUUAUUACAUCUUUUUGCCGGUUAUGACUAUGCAUUUACUAAGGAUUUUAGUUUAUCCCUAGCCCUGCGGGGAGUUUCCCGUAGGAUACCACAUGUACCUCAGAGGGCUCCACCGGUAACUCCUAGCCUUUUAUUGCUAGUUGCGCGAACAGUAGAUUUUCAACAUGAUGCUAACUCUUCUACAUUGUAUUGCGCAUUUCUCUUUGCAUUUUUUCUUAUGGCGCGUAUAGCUAAUAUCGUACCGCGUUCUAUUAAGGCAUUUAAUCCUACCCGCGAUCUCACACGGGGUGAUGUUUUGUGUAACGAACACGGGCUUAUCGUCACGUUUAAGCAUACAAAAACUAUUCAGUUCGGUCAGCGUCGAUUACACAUUCCUCUGUUACGUAUUCCAGGCUCGUUAUUAUGUCCGGUCGCUGCCUAUAACAACAUGAUUCGCCUGGUACCCGCUUCUGCACGCAAACCGCUGUUUUUAUUGCUUGGUCAUUCAGGCCCGUUUGCUUUGACGAAGUCCCGUUUUGUUACCGAAUUUCGUCUGGCGCUUUGCUCAGUGGGGGUUGCUCAUGCUGACUCAUAUCGGGGUCACUCAUUUCGACGCGGCUGUGCCUCUUGGGCGUUUAACCACGGAGUACCAGGGGAAUUGAUACAGUUGUAUGGUGAUUGGGCUAGUGACUCUUACAAAUUGUAUUUAGAAUUUAGUAAUCAAUCAAAAUUGGCGCUUGCUUCCCAGCUACGUGCUUCCAUUCAGGCCAGUAGUUAGGCCUUCUGCACUGUUUUGUUGUUUGGCCGGUGGUUUGGUGGCAGAGAGGUUUAUUAUUAUUAUUUUAGUUUUUCAUUUAUCAGUUUGUAGUGAUUUUAUAAUAAACUUCUCUUAUGCCAAACAAAAAACAGUGUCAGUGGUUUAUGUUGGGUUGAGGAAUUUACCCCCCUUUGGGCACCUAGCUUAAAGGGAUUAAUUGCUCAAGCCAGCAUAUUGUAUUUCAGUUAUCUCUAGUCUUGAUUGAUACCUAGAAACUUGUUGAAUUAUGUCAAUUACUAACAGAAUGUGAAUGGCCUUUUUCUGUAGGGAGGAGUAGGAAAGUUGUUGGUAGCUAUUUGUAGCUAUCAGUGGCCUGCUGAACAGCUGAAGGCACUUAAUUUUGAUGGUGUACGUGGAACAAAAUAAUUCCUGAAAAUAGUACUUGUCCCAGUUCAUAAAGCAAAAUGCUUCUUACGCUUUACGAGUUCCAUGCGAAUCAACAUGAACUUUUGGGUAUCUCUUUCGGAUAGCUCUCAUAUGCUCUAUUUCCCUGCUAGCAGAGGCCUCUUUUCUCUGUAUUUCGCUGUGCUUGCGUUCGCGAGGAAAAGAGACCUCUGCCAUGGGUCGAAACUGUUUUCGUUGCGCAUCAGUGUGCGUUUCUAAACGACCGAGCUUGACGUGCCAAAACACGUACCAUCGCGCGAAAGCUGUCAAUAUGCUAAUAUGCAAUAUGCAAAGACGAGUAUUGUCUUGUUUGUGGGAUACAUUUCAAGACAUCUGGGCAGGCGAGUUUCUUCAAUGUAAAUAUCGCACAGUUGGACUCGAAGAAAAUGUUACAAAAAUUUUUGGUAAACUUAGAUCAGCUAAUUCCAGUAGAAUAUGCUGCAAAACUUGUAAACGGAAGAUUAACUCGUUAGUCAAAA
This is a messenger RNA of Nematostella vectensis (starlet sea anemone), 4606 nucleotides long. RefSeq lists its product as uncharacterized. The transcript is spliced from 2 exons. NCBI's taxonomy places the organism in Eukaryota, Metazoa, Cnidaria, Anthozoa, Actiniaria, Edwardsiidae. The record is from RefSeq and is a predicted model, not a curated record. Bases 145 to 876 code for a protein of 243 amino acids.